Messenger RNA from Aspergillus oryzae RIB40, 1143 nucleotides. RefSeq lists its product as uncharacterized. The record is from RefSeq and is a predicted model, not a curated record. The transcript has 2 exons. Bases 1 to 1143 code for a protein of 380 amino acids. NCBI's taxonomy places the organism in Eukaryota, Fungi, Ascomycota, Eurotiomycetes, Eurotiales, Aspergillaceae.
AUGUUGCUCUAUUCAGGAUCGAGACGCUCUAAGAAAGCUUCCAAAGACGGCGGCAAUAAGGCGUCUACAGCUUCAGUCGUCUCCGGGAAGUCCCAUUCUACUUCAAAAACCUCGCGAUCUUCCGGAGAUGCCGCCAAGAAGAAGAGUACCCCAGAGCAGUCCGCUGGGCCAAAGAACAACGUCUCAAGUUCCAAAAAGGCGCAGAAUACACAACCUGCGAGAAAUCUCAAUUUCAAAGCGGCCGGACCGGAGAAGAAAGUACCUGAUGUGUUCGAAUACCUUGAAUCGGAUUCCGACACUGACUCCGACGAUUCCUACGUAGAGGACGAUGACAUCCCCAACAGCAACCCACGCAGGUCUAAUGGUUCGUUCAUGAAUCCGCAUGUCAGACUUGCGCGCCAGGCGAACAUGAUGGCGCAAGGCAUGGGCGCCCCGAGUCGAACAUCAUCUGUACGAUCGAAAGGCUCAAUGGAUUCCUACCAAGUUCCUGGUCUAUUUGAAUUAUCUACGAGAAACAGCACGGCUCGGCGCAAAAUGUCUAUGGAGGGUUAUCUGACAGAGGCGUCGAACAACUCUGACAAGCGGAAAUUGCGUCUGAGUCCAAUGCCAGAAUCCUACGAGCCCUCUCGAGAUCCCACAUCCUUUCACCCUCCACUUCCCCCGUCCCCGCCACAAAGCCCGGAGGAGGAACCCCACUGUAUCAACAGGAAGUCAAGGCGAAAUACAAAGACUUCAUCCGUUCCUUCUGGCUAUGGACUUCUCAGCUGGCAGCUGAGCGCAUCAGUGGAAAAGGAAGAGCCACCUCUUCCCCCGCUUUACCGACGAUUCGAAGAUCUAAACCACCGCGUGCUCCUCUAUCUCCAGGACGAAAUCGCACAGAUGGAAGAGGAACUGCACGUAUUAGAUGAAUACGAAGAAAUGCAUCGUGUAGCAACUGCAGAACAAGAAGGGACAAGCAUCGUGCCCGCUUCAAGACGCAUGGAUGUUGCCCAAGCGCAGGCCUACUCAUCCCUGCAUUACCGACGGGAGGAAGUGAUGGCCGCAUUAGUACAAAAGACCCAACAAUACAUGCAUAUAGCAAAGUCACCCAAACGCUUCCCAGCGCAUCCGAUAAAGACAUCGACACGUAUCGUACCUGGAUGA